Physcomitrium patens is the source of this 2989-nucleotide messenger RNA. RefSeq names its product digalactosyldiacylglycerol synthase 2, chloroplastic. Gene Ontology annotation, cellular component: chloroplast outer membrane. NCBI's taxonomy places the organism in Eukaryota, Viridiplantae, Streptophyta, Bryopsida, Funariales, Funariaceae. Gene Ontology annotation, molecular function: digalactosyldiacylglycerol synthase activity. The record is from RefSeq and is a predicted model, not a curated record. Gene Ontology annotation, biological process: galactolipid biosynthetic process.
AAUAGUUGUCGAAUGCCAUGGCCACUGACGGUGGUCCGCCAAUCUGGUUUGUCGCACUUGUCACCAAGCUGCGCUACUGCAGCCUUUGCACGCACAGUCUAACUGGCGGUGUAGAUCCGCUCAAAGAGUUUCGAUCUAGCCCUCUGCUGAGAAGUUGUAGGAUCUCGAUUGUAGAUGCAUCGACACGGGACCGGACAUGGCGCCUUCUGAAGGAUUAGAUCCUGGCAGCGAUAGAGUGCUAUCCUUCAUUUCGAAAUCGCUUAUGGAGGUGCAAAAGAGUACGGGAGUGGACAUGAAACUGAUUCAGUCAAGUGUCGAAUCGUUUCGAGAGAGUUCUAAAACCUUGAACGUCAGAAACUGGAAGAAUUCUCCUCUGCCAAAUUUUUCUGUGAAGGGUGAUGACUUCCGGAAUCCUCUCAAUCUCAGUGUGGACGAUUUUGAUAUCCUCAAGAGUUUGAAGCCUAAGAUAGGCCGGUCGUGGUCGGACUCGUCCAUGCAGGAACGCAAGAACGAGCUCUGGCUCGUGCCACAGAUGGACAAGGCUCUAGGGUUGGGGAAGAAUCGCGAGAGGGGUGUUACCAAGCAAGAUGAUGAGAGACGUGUCGUGAAAAAACCGCAAGGAGCGAGGAGAAAGAUUAGGGUUUCAGAGAAGUGGGAAGAGCCUCUGAAGAAGGUAAAGCAAUCAGUGGAGGAGAGUUUGCGAGACUUGGAGACUACGGCAGCGACCAGCAAGACGCCCGGAGAGUUUUUCGAGAAUGUCCAAAAGACGGAGUUCUUUGAAAAUGUUAAGAAGAAUCUCAAACUCGCUAAGGCUUCCGACGUCGGUACAAAUACUGACAGUCAUGGGACAGAUGUGGCGCCGCUGACUGUUCCAGAGUUGCUCGAAUCUUUGAUGCGGCAGUCUGAGCCCUUAUUGGAUCACUUUGGUAUCAAAAGAGAGGUUACUGAGAAGUUUCGUGAGAUGUUGAGGAGACCUACAGCUCCUGACGGUGCUGCAGUUGGAAAACGUGGUCUUCCUCACAUGAGAAAGGAACCCUUAAUAGAAGAUGAGCUUGAUUUAAGAAUUGCCAGCGUAAUUCAAAGCACGGGUUACAAGCACAAGGGAGGGCUUUGGACAGAGAAUCAUGCAUUUAAGCAAACCACCGAGGAUAUGCACCGUAAUAUUGCCAUUGUUACAACCGCAAGCUUGCCCUGGAUGACAGGGACAGCUGUGAAUCCUCUGUUUAGAGCAGCUUACUUAGCACGAUCUGGGGAGCAGAAAGUGACUUUAUUGGUGCCUUGGUUGUCCAAGAAAGAUCAAGUGCUAGUGUAUCCAAAUCAAAUGACCUUUGAAUCCCCUGCCGAGCAGGAAAGCUUCGUGCGAAAGUGGGUGGAAGACCGAGUUGGUUUCAAGUGUGACUUCAAGAUAUCAUUUUAUCCUGGCAAAUUCUCUUUAGAAAAACGUAGUAUCCUUGCAGCUGGGGAUAUCUCUCAAUUCAUUCCUGACCAGGAAGCUGACGUAGCCGUGCUCGAAGAGCCAGAGCACUUGAACUGGUAUUACCAUGGAAGACGUUGGACUGAUAAGUUCCAGCAUGUUGUUGGUGUGGUUCACACAAAUUACUUGGAAUAUGUUAAGCGGGAGAAGAAUGGGAGAGUUCAGGCUUUUCUUUUAAAGCACGUGAACAAUUGGGUGGUUCGAAUAUACUGCGAUAAGGUAUUACGUUUGUCAGCUGCAACCCAGAAUUUACCGCGAUCAUCUGUCUGCAACGUGCAUGGAGUAAACCCUCAAUUCCUGAGUAUUGGACGGGCGAUUGCAGAGGUUGAAGGGGACAAACCCAAAUUCUCGAAAGGAGCUUACUACCUAGGCAAAAUGGUAUGGGGAAAAGGAUACAGAGAACUGAUGGAUCUCUUAGCGCAGAAUAAAGAAGUCCUCGGCAACAUCAAUAUGGACAUAUUUGGAAGUGGGGAAGAUUCAGAUGCAGUUAAAGAUGAGGCUCAAAAACACGGAUUGGCCUUGGAUUUUCAUCCAGGGAGAGAUCAUGCUGAUGCCUCCCUCCAUGGCUAUAAAGUUUUCAUCAACCCAAGCAUAAGCGAUGUGGUGUGCACAACAACCGCUGAGGCGCUGGCCAUGGGCAAGAUCGUUGUCUGCGCAGAUCAUCCUUCUAAUGAGUUUUUCAUGUCCUUCCCAAAUUGCUAUAUUUACCGUACUCCUGAAGAGUUUGUCGAGAAGGUGAAAUUGGCACUCACAUCUGAGCCACUACCUCUGACGCCAGAACUUCAGCACCUUCUCUCGUGGGAGGCUGCCACGGAUCGGUUUAUCGAUUCUGCAGAGAUCAAGAGAUUACCACCGCGAAGGGCAAUAAUGGGCAAGGGAAAGGGAAAGCUGCGGCGGCUACCCAUUGAUGCUGCAAAACGGCGGACCAUGGCUCUGUCACUGGCGUUGCCCAAGAGGGCGCUGAGUAAUAUGCUUGACAGAGGACUUGCAUUCGCUCACUAUUUUCUCUCAGGCAUUGAGGUAGCGAGAAGAGCAGCUGGAGCUUUGCCAGGAACUAUGUAUAUUGAUGAAGAGUACCGCAAAGACUUAAACCUUCCAACUCCACCUCCCCGAAGGAUUGUUUACGGUUGGUAGCCUGGUGAGAACGCUCGCAAGUCAAGAUCAGUUGUUGUCGCCAGUUAAUACAUUGUAUCGCACUUCUGUUUAGACAGCGUAGCGUACGACUACGUAAGAUGUCCUCAAUGUCUUCCGGGGACCCAGUCUUGCGAGUGUUCUCACCAGGACACUCGCUAACCUGGCACAGCAUGAACACAGGCUGGACCUUUGGAUUUUUAGCGAAGAAAAUGAAAUAUUUCAUCCACUUGUCUGCAGUUUUAGAGAUAGACCCUUGCAUGUAUAUUAAGAUGUAGCAGCCUGCCGCUUGCAGGUGGGGCCCGAGCGGUUAAUGUCUGUGCCACUUGCCAUCGUUUGUAACUUAAGUUCAUUCAGCUCCGUUCUCGUUCAGUUUUCUAUCUA